AUGGAUGAAAUGUGCCAAUACAUUAGCAAUUUGAAGUUGGCUGAUGUUCCAGUAACUCAGUUCCCUAGAAAAACAGGUUUUCUAGGAUUUCUGAUAAGCGUCACUAGUUUGAGGCAAUAUUAUUCAAAAUUUGUUGAAAAAUCACAAUUAGAAGGCAAAGAGGUAGACUCGGAACAAUUAAAGUAUAUUUUAACUAACAAAUUUUCUCAAGAUCAUCUAGAGCAGUUUUUCGGAGCUAUAAGAGCUAAGGGUGGAUUUAAUAAUAACCCUUCAGCCACAUUUUGA
Molecule: messenger RNA, 285 nt
Organism: Acanthoscelides obtectus
Lineage: Eukaryota; Metazoa; Arthropoda; Insecta; Coleoptera; Chrysomelidae
Source: the annotation of a GenBank genome assembly